Alosa alosa (allis shad) is the source of this 1932-nucleotide messenger RNA. RefSeq names its product coiled-coil domain-containing protein 27-like. The transcript is spliced from 13 exons. The record is from RefSeq and is a predicted model, not a curated record. Lineage: Eukaryota; Metazoa; Chordata; Actinopteri; Clupeiformes; Clupeidae. Bases 290 to 1921 code for a protein of 543 amino acids.
UACCAUUUUUAACCACCGUGGCGCUAGAAGCAACUGAGCAAGUGUCAACAUUGAAUGACAAAACGCUAGGUAAAUUCCUCCAGUAGGCAAAAUUCGGUUUGCUGUUGACGUGCAUGGGUAAAUGCACUGCCUUCACAGAUGCUGUGUGUGUUGAGUGUGUAGGUGCCACAUACUCCAACGGAUCCUUCACAUCCCGCAGACCACACACACGGCCAAUCACAGAGCGUGGCUGCAAUCACCUGUCUGUCAUCAGUGCUCAGUUGAUGGCCAAGCACGCAGCACUCACAGCAUGAGGGACGAGGACAAACCUCAGCGUCCUAAAACGGCUCUUGUGAGCGGAGGCACGAGCAGGAGUCGUACCAUUCGGCCACUACUGAGGCAGACCUGCUGGGCUCCCCAUGUCCCCUCCACUCCUCACCAGACUGGGGAGGGCCCAAGGCACAGCGCUGCGUUUGGCAGGUGUCUGAUUCCUCCCCACAAGGUGGGUGUCUCAAGACUGACCCAAACAUCACCCAAUGACCCAGACACGCGUCAGGUUGGGGCCAGUGAGGAUAAGGAGUGGAAAACCCCAUGGUACGUCACUCUCCUUAAGGAAAAGGAGCAGUCUCUGCUGGUGCUGGCUAAUGAGAUCAGUCGGCUGUCCGAGGUGGAGAGUGAGAGUGUGAGGAAGGACAGUGAGCUAAGUGCCCUGCGGGAGAGGCUGCAGGACGAGACCCAGCAGUUAAGACGCACCCACGAGAAUGUGGUUCGAGCCCAGGUGUGGUGGAGAUGCAUAUUUCAGACCAUUGCAGAGCUGAUCCUGGACCUGACAGAGGAGGUCAGGCGGCUGCAAAGCACAGACAAGGAGCUGCAGCAGAAGAACCAGCUGGUUGCUGACCUGCAACAGGAAGUGACAUGCCUGCGGGAGGGGUCGCUCUCGCAAAAGGACCAACAUGCAUCUGGCAUACACCAGGAAGACGCCCUGCAUCUACAACAGGAAGUGACCUGCAGGAGGGAGGAUCCAUCAGAGUUGGAGGAGCCCUCCACUGACGAAGCUACUGCAUUAAUGGAGAUGGAGACUAAUCAAGAGCCGCACCAGUCAGAAGUGAUCUACAGUGCGGGGGAGGAACCCAGUGAGACGAGAGACGAGCUUGCAAACGCAGAAAACAAUCUCAUCGCAGCCCUGGAGAGAGCCAAUCAGACGCUGGAGAAGGAGCUGGAGGAGGCCAGGACCAAUCACAAGAUGUCCUCUGGCACUCUCUGUUCUAUGCACAGAAUCCUGUCUGUGAAGGAACACGAGCUCCUCACUGUUAAGACAGAGCUGCAGGACAUGAAGAAGAAGUUAAAAGACCGGAUGACACAGUUACAGACCAUGUCCCGCAAGUUUUCCUGUCUGCGGGAUGGAAAGAUGAGAGAUGAGCUGAUGAUGACCUUGGAGAAGGAGAACUACUCCCUGCGGCACCUGGUGGUGCGGCUGCAGGAGAGGUUGUCCCAGAGGGAGCAGAACGAGCUGAGGAUGUGUAAGCAGGUGUGUGAGCUGGAGGAGGAGGUGCGGGCAGAGAAGCUGCAGAGGAGCAGGCUGAGAAAGGAGGCGCAGGUGCACGAGCAGCUCGCCAGGGAGCUGCAGCUUAGCAUCAACUCCUCACAGGUGUCUCUGGAGCAGUUGCAGUCAAAGUAUGAGCGGCUGCGUGUGAAAGUAAUCCAGGCCGUCUACUCAGCUCCUGGCACCAAACCCCCUCAGAAAGAGAUCAGCGAUGCAGCCAUAUACUACACCAUGCAGAAAAUCAUUGAUGACCGGUCCAGAUUCCACCAGCGGCUGGUACAGAGAGGAGACAAGGUUCCCAGUCUGGCCAUCAGCGAUGCUGCAGCCAAGCUCCAACGUCCUCGGAUUAUGAACCCCAAUUUAUGUCUAUUUUGUGAGCAAGACGAGAACCUGAAAUAAACCGUGAAAGA